Pelodiscus sinensis (Chinese soft-shelled turtle) is the source of this 4435-nucleotide messenger RNA. Lineage: Eukaryota; Metazoa; Chordata; Testudines; Trionychidae. The record is from RefSeq and is a predicted model, not a curated record.
GAAGGACUGGAGGAUGAAGUCGGAGUUCCAGGCAUAGUAAUUGGAGUUUCUGUAGAUGGAAAAGAAGUAUGGUCAGAAGGUUAUGUAGGACUCCCUGGAGGACUCCCCGUUUGCUUGGUUCAAAUAGGUUUGGGUUAUGCUGAUGUAGAGAACCGUGUAAUCUGUAAACCAGAAACAGUCAUGCGAAUUGCUAGUAUUAGCAAAUGUCUUACCAUGGUCGCUGUUGCUAAAUUGUGGGAAGAAGGAAAACUGGAUUUAGAUGCUCCAGUGCAAAAAUACGUUCCGGAGUUUCCAGAAAAAGAAUAUGAAGGUGAAAAGGUCACCAUUACUACAAGAUUGUUAGUUUCACAUUUAAGUGGAAUUCGUCACUAUGAGAAAGAUAUUACUAAAGUAAAGGAACAGAAGGAAAAGGCUAACAAAGCCCUUAAACUAGCGCAAGAUGUAAAAAAAUCUAACCGAGAUAAGGAACUGAAAGAGAAAGAAGAUAAAGGAACUGAAAAAAAUGACUUUCCUAAAACCAAGUCAGAACAGGAUGAUGAAGCUAAAGGCCAAAAAUUAAAACCUGUCAAGAAAACAAAGGAAUUUGAACACGAAGAGUAUUAUUUGAAAGAAAAAUUUGAAAAUGUGAUUGAUUCACUGAAAGUAUUUAAAAAUGAUCCUUUAUUCUUUAAGCCCGGAAGCCAGUUUUUGUAUUCAACUUAUGGCUUUACCCUUCUGAGUGCUGUGGUGGAGAGAGCGUCAGGAUGUAAAUUUACAGACUACAUGCUGAAAAUGUUUCGUGACUUGGAUAUGUUGGCAACUGUCUUGGAUGACAAUGAAUCGAUGAUAUACAAUAGAGCAAGAUGUUAUGUUUGCAACAAAAAAGGACGGCUAAUAAAUGCACCCUACGUGGACAAUUCCUACAAAUGGGCUGGUGGCGGCUUGCUUUCUUCAGUAGGUGACCUCCUGAAAUUUGGAAAUGCCUUGCUGUACAGUUAUCAAGUUGGACAAUUUAAACAUAGUGCCAACAAACUUCUUCCAGGCUAUCUCAAACCAGACACGAUUACAAUGAUGUGGACCCCAGUGCCAAACACUGAAGUAUCAUGGAACAAGGAUGGCAAAUAUGCAAUGGGUUGGGUUGUUGUGGAGAAGCAACAAGAAUAUGGCUUUUGCAGACAGCAGCGACAUUACAUCUCCCAUACUGGUGGAGCAGUGGGUGCAAGCAGUGUUCUGCUUAUUCUUCCUGAAGAGUUGAACUCUGAGGUUAUAUACAGUGGGUUAGUGACACUACCCAGAGGAGUAGUUGUUAAUAUUAUUUGUAAUAUGCAGUCCGUUUCCCUCAACAGCACUGCCUUAAUGAUUGCAAAGGAAUUUGAUAAAGACAAAUUGGUUUGAUACUUUGAUUAAAAUAUUGCAGUGUAAGUCUGAAUAAGUGUACUAUAGUAUUGAAAUAAGAACAGAGUUUUAAAAAAAUCAGGGGUACAUGUGAGCUCCAAGAUUGCUAGGAAUCCUCACAUUUCUGAGAGAAUGUAUCAGAUUGUAAAGAAAUUAAGCUAAAUUACUCUUGGUGGUGGUGCUACAUUUUUUGCAUUUAGAAGUCUUCACUCAGAAGAGGAGCUAUAUAGUUGCUAACUUAUGGAAAAAGGAAAAAGGCAUUCUAGGAGAACAGUUAUGCUGAAUAUCACCCACAUAACUCAACAAGGGCUCAUAAUUAAGGAAAACUUGGAUAGAAUCAAAUAAUCAGAACAUGCAAGACUCUGUUUAUUACCAUGUUAUAUUUUUCACACACGUGCUGGCCAAAGAUGUGUUCGCCAGUAUUUUUGAACAGUCACUUUAAAAAUAGAGAUUUCAUUUUUUAAAAACACCGAAUACAAAGUGGUGAACUUCUGUCUAAUUACAAACCCCACUGAAAUGAAACUGAAACUGCUCCCAUGCUAAGGUUGACUGUACACUAGAUUUAAUCAGAAGCAUGUUUUUAGAAGAGUUGUAAAUGUCAAGUUCCUGUUCAAAAUUAGAAAAGGAUGAAACUUAGCAUGGUGACUUACAUUGGUCUUUCAGAGGGCUGCUUUUCUGUUCUGAUUGAACACAAAACAAAUGAGGAUCAGAAUUAAAAUAUUCUAGAUAAAGUCAAAAAAGAGUACUCUUGAGGUCAGUAUCAGAAUUCCCAUUGACUUCAAGAGGAGCAAGGUCACACCCCAAAUGUGUCUCGCUGUCCAAUUCACAAAAAAUAUUGAACCAUGGAUCAAUACCUAAGGGUGCUCCAUUAUAUCUGUGACAGUUCUUGUCUCUCCUUUCCAGAUGGACAUUAAAGAAAAUGAUCUACAUAGGCUCUUAGUAUUUAGUCAACUUUCACUUAAAAAUGUACAUUCUUUCAGAGUCCUCAAUCUAAUUUUGCCUUGAAUAUCUUCAGUAUAGGCAAUUUUGUUCUUGUUUUGGGAGGUUUAGGGAUAUUAAAUUUAGAUUAAUCGAAUAGUCGAUGUGAUUUCCAUCAACUAUUCGAUUAGUCUAUAAGGGCACCUGUGCCUUUGAACUGUAGCAAGAGCCUUACUGGAAGUAGGUUAAAAAAAGGAAGCCCUGCAGGAAGCACUAGACCUGCAAGGGACUCCCACUGGCCCUGCGCUCCCUGCAGCGCCUCAGCCUUUGAAAUGUACAAGAAACCUGCUGGGGCUCUUGUACAUUUCAAAAGGAAGUCCCACAGAGAACACUGGGCUAGCAGGGGAGUCCCCCACUGGCCCCAGCUCCCUGCAGGGCUUUCUGCUUUUGAAAUGUAACAAGAGCCUAUUUCAAAAGCAGAAUAGCAGCAGAAGCGGCGCAAGUGGCGACUGCUUCGGUCCCUGCUUGCAUCGUGUCCUGCUGUGCCUCUAUCUCCCCUGCCUUCCACGGAGAUGGUGCUGGGAGAAAAUGGCUUUUAAGCCCCUGCUCCCUCCCCCUUGCUGCCUCUCUCUGAUAGAGGUAUCAAGGGGGAAGUGAGUAGUCGCAUCACUAGUCGACUGUCUGAUAGACUUAGUUUAUCAGUUAGUCGACUAGUCGCUUGCAUCCUUAGGCAAAUUAUUCAAUUAUCUAAUUAAAACUGUUACAAAAGGCUUUCUAUUAAUUUUUUUCUUAAUUUUAAACAAUUUUGGUUAUGCUCCCAACAGAAAAACAUAUUUAAAAUUCCCUUAGAAGGUUGCAGACUUGGAUAUAUUUUGUCUCCUUACCACUUUUCUGUUGUUUUGUACAUGAUCACUAUUUUGUAAUCCAAUCUAUUUUUUUUUACUGUAGAUGUAUCAAUUCUUUGUUGUUUCCCCUAUACAUUUAACAUAUUUAGCCCAAAUUGAGUUUUCCUGUGGGAGUGCAAGAACUACUUACAUAAUUUGACUUUAUUUAUUUCAUGUGCAUCUUUUGGUUAAAUUUGUCGCCAGAAAAACAAUUUUUUAUAUUGGCUUUGUGAGAGUCACCAUGUCCUCCUUUUUCAGUGAUAAGGCUUUUGUGUUCUCUCUCUCGUAAAAUUUCUGAUUUUUUUUUUUUUUUAAUAAACUGAAAUGUUUUAUCACCAGGGCUCGACAAAUUGCUAUAUCUACUUGCCCGUGGCGAGAAGAUUUCAGCCGGUUGCCCUGUUCACCGGCACUGUGCGCAUGUGCAGUACUGGUUUGGCGCAUGCGCGGUGUGGGGCUGGCAAGUAGAUCUCGCCGCAGUUCGUUGAGCCCUGUUUAUCACACUUACUAAAGUUUGAGAAAACAGAAAGGUGGUACAACAUGCACAUGAUUUAAAUACAUAUGAAUGCAUGGAUAAUGCAGAAUACAGGAAUCACCCAUGUUCUUUUUAUUCUAAUGUAAUAUUAUUUAUUUAGCGAUGUCAGUGUCCAUAGGUUCAAAAACAAACUACAGAACGUGAUCACGAAGUAUAUAAUAAUAGUAAAUCUUUUCUAUUCUCAUUUUAUAAGUUCGAUUAUAAUGUAACGAUCCAUUUGGAUUUUUAAGUGUACAGAGUGGAAAAUGAAAGUUUAGUCCAUUAAUCAAUUCAUAAAGUUUGUGGGUUAUUUAACAUUUACAGUAUGAUCUUAAUUCAUUUAUUGUACAAACAUUUUGCUUAAUGUUAAUGGAUUUUAGGUAAGCUGUACUUGUUAUUAACCCUAGAAUACACGUCAGUGCUGUUUUCACAGUUCUCCUAUGUUACGGUGUGAGAUGACAAACCAAGAAAGCCAUUGAAAUAUCUGAUAUUUAGCAAACUUGUCAGGGGUUUACUUUACACAGAUUCCAAAUUAAAUGUAAAUGUUUUCUAGUGCUUUCAUGUUUAUAGUUAUUUUAUGCCUAAACAAUAACUCAUUUUAUUAAACUAUUUGUUUUGUGCUGUGAGAGUUUGCUUCUUGGCUGAGCAAAACUGCAUUUUUAGGUCAGUACUAGAAAAUGUACAUGGCAUUGCUCAGGCCCGUAACUCACUUCUUUGGGUUUUUAGAAAAUAAAAUGAAAAAGUAUGU